GAUGCACCGGCCUUUCACAGGGAGAUGAACUACAAUGACGAGUAUUUGGUUUGGUUUCGUCCCCGCACUAUUCGCCAUAUUACAAAAGAGACUUCGUACUGGGACACUUUGGUUGAAUCACAGUUGCGCAUUAUAACGAAGUGCGAACCAGGGUCUGAGAUCUACACCGAUUGUAUUAAUGCCUUGCAAGCUAUUGAAGAGAUCGGUCGGUUAUCCUUGGACCAUGCACGUGACGUGGGCAACACAAGUGAACCAGCUGUACGACGUGGUCGGCAAGCAAGUGGACGUCAAGGGCGUGGAGGCCGUCAAUCUAGCCAGCGUCAUACAUCUAGUCGGCCUCCCACAUCUGGUCAGCGUCACACACCCGUGCCCACAUCUAGUCGACGUCCCACAUCUGCUCAGCGUCCUACAUCUGGUUCGCAUCACACACCCGUGCCCACAUCUAGUCGGCGUCACACACCCGUGCCCACAUCUAGUCGGCGCCACACACCCGUGCAUGACCACACCAUGGAGGAAGCAAGUCAGACAACAGAUGAGAUGUGGGACGACACCGCUUAUGACGUAGGCUCCAUGGCACACGAUGAUAUGGGUCCAUCCCAUACGUUUGCCCAUAGAGACACAUUUGGGUCCCCAUCCAUGAGGAGCGAUGGUACUUGCCCACCCACACCCCCUAGUACAUCUCUGUUGCCCACCACCCGUACGUCUCCCCCACUGACUGCCGGCCCUGCCCCCGCAGUUUUAGAUGGUAGAGAUGAGAUGAGGUUCAUGCCCACUCCUGGGCGACCCACCCCUGUUGCUGUCCCCCCUGAGUUUGUGCAUACCGAGUUUAUCCAGACACAGAUACCCACCCCCCCAGCAGAGCCUUCGCACAUCGAGGAUCGGCCACGAAGGCCGCAACGCACACGGACACAUCCUCCUGACUGUGGGACUGGACAUGGCAAGGUGAGACCAGUCAAGGAACCGGUGAGGAGAAGAAAACGAGAAUGAUUCAAGGGCAGAAUUUGUGCUACUUUGGGUUUGUAAUGGUAUAGGAUCUUUUUGUCAUGUAUAGGAUCUUCUUGUAUAUAUUUUAUAUGAUGAGCCACUAUUAUGCAAUCCACAUGGAUUACAAGAUAUAGACUGGAAUGUUAUAGGCAUUCUUAUAUAGAUGAUUUCAUGGUAGUGGUUGAUAAGCAUUGUGCAUGCUUUAGUAAGCAUUGUGGCAACAAUCAGUUGUUAUGGGAUGUUUCUAUUAAUGGGUAUUUGCUAAUUGUAGAGAUGAAUGUGGGAUGUUUAGAAAUGCAAUAGAAGGAAACUUUUUGUUGAA
This is a messenger RNA of Quercus robur (English oak), 1306 nucleotides long. Its product is annotated as extensin-like. The record is from RefSeq and is a predicted model, not a curated record. The coding region runs from base 25 to 987 and encodes 320 amino acids. The transcript is spliced from 3 exons. Lineage: Eukaryota; Viridiplantae; Streptophyta; Magnoliopsida; Fagales; Fagaceae.